UAUUAUUUACUCUUCAUGGCCGUGCAUCGCAUUAUUGGCCACACAGUUUUACGUCGAUCGUCUUGAUUGUAGAUCGUAGUGGCCCUUAAUCAAUCGGUUUGGGAUCCGCCGGGGCAUUUAACGUAACGAAUUUGGUUUCGCGCCGGUAAGAAUUUUUUUUUAAGGGUUGUGAAUGUGAUUUGCGUGAUGGAUUAUAGUGAGUCGUGAUUUUGUGUUGAGGUGGUGAUUUAGUAAUCUUUAUCAGGUGCGCAAGAUUGGUCCGGCCCCGUUCGCAUCCAGCAUCCCUCCCCCGUUAUGGAUACGACCAGUUAUGUCCCCAACAAUCCCCAGUUUGGGGUUCAGUUCGAGUGUAACUGGAGUGCUCCCGCAGGAUCUGUACAACAAGUUUCAACUUGUGCGGACGAUUUGUCAUCCUGUUGGAGCGACGAAAUGGGGUCAUUCUCAUUACCGCUAGAUCUUGAUCCCUUACCAAGCUUAUUUAACAUAUCCCCCUGCGGAAAUGUUUCAAAUUCAAGAACAGAGCCAAACUACCAAAACCAGAACCCCCUCCUAUUUCGAGACCAAAAACAACCAUCUUCAGAUGUAGCCGAUGUCCUAUUAUCCUUAAAACAUGCAGUUGUUCAUCCAGGUCAAAGCCCGACUGACAAAUGCGAAUCACAGCAUAAUUUGUAUCACCCGCAUCAGAUGCUUUUAUCACCUGGUGGAUAUUCAGGAGGAAACUUAUGUGAUCAGAGUUUUGGAAUUACCCAGCAGGCGCCGAUUUUUCCUAGUAUGUCUGUUAAUGUUUCGAUGAAUAUGACGAUGCAUGGAUACCAUCCGAAUGCUGGAUAUAGUUCCGAUAUAUCAUGUCCACAGGUUCAAUGGAGCGCUAACACACAAGCUCCCACGCAGGGAACCUACCAAAGCCAAGGACUUCUAAGCCCAUCUUAUGGAGGCACCUAUUCCUUUACCGCCGAUUUUAGACCCCCUCAAGAUACUUCUCCUAUUUUAACAACUACUGCCACAUAUAAACCGAUGACCAUGUCUUUUACUCCUCCCCGAAGAAGACCUAGUCUGACCCUUUUGGAUGAGGAAUCUCAAAAGCCAAAUGUUUGUCGAAUAUGUGGUAAAAGCUAUGCAAGGCCCAGUACGCUUAAGACGCAUCUUAGAACACAUAGCGGGGAGAAACCGUUUAGGUGUGGUGACUGCAAUAAAUCUUUUUCGCAAGCGGCAAAUCUUACGGCGCAUGUUAGGACUCAUUCUGGAGAGAAGCCAUUUCGGUGUCCGGUGUGUGAUAGAAGGUUUUCGCAGAGUUCGUCCGUGACGACUCAUAUGAGAACUCAUUCGGGAGAAAGGCCAUAUAGGUGUCGGCUUUGCAAAAAAGCCUUUUCGGACAGCAGUACCCUCACAAAACACUUAAGAAUACACAGCGGGGAGAAACCUUAUGAAUGUAAACUCUGCUUACUGCGAUUUAGCCAGAGUGGAAACCUAAAUAGGCAUAUGAGAGUGCAUGGUACCAGUAAUGGACUACCACCGUGACAGUUACUUUUUUAAUCUUAGCUUUUAAUGUAAAUUUGUAUAGAAAAUUGUUGAAGCUUUGUUAUGUGUAAAAAGUGCUUGUUUUUGUAUAAUUCCAUAACACAGGGUAUAUUUAAAAAAUGUGCCAAAGAAACUUAUGUAAUUUAUGUAUUGAGGUGGGCACAAUAAGUAUUUCCAGGCUGAAGUGUAUGCGGGGUAUUAAAGGAAUCUCUAGAAUAAUUGCGUCAAUCUUUUUCUCAAUAGAAAGUAAAUAAAAUAAUCUGUUCGGAUUGGUGCAAAAACUCACUUCUCAUUAAAACAUGACAAUUACGAAAAAAAUUAAAUCGAAUUUAUACAAAGGAAGAUAUUAAAG
This is a messenger RNA of Anthonomus grandis grandis, 1870 nucleotides long. It is a transcript of the gene Gl, whose product is annotated as protein glass-like. Gene Ontology annotation, biological process: regulation of transcription by RNA polymerase II. The record is from RefSeq and is a predicted model, not a curated record. Gene Ontology annotation, cellular component: nucleus. The coding region runs from base 295 to 1518 and encodes 407 amino acids. The transcript has 7 exons. NCBI's taxonomy places the organism in Eukaryota, Metazoa, Arthropoda, Insecta, Coleoptera, Curculionidae. Gene Ontology annotation, molecular function: RNA polymerase II cis-regulatory region sequence-specific DNA binding; DNA-binding transcription factor activity, RNA polymerase II-specific.